This is a messenger RNA of Limulus polyphemus (Atlantic horseshoe crab), 2387 nucleotides long. RefSeq names its product nuclear pore complex protein Nup88-like (gene mbo). Gene Ontology annotation, molecular function: structural constituent of nuclear pore. The transcript is spliced from 12 exons. Bases 72 to 2240 code for a protein of 722 amino acids. Gene Ontology annotation, biological process: mRNA export from nucleus; ribosomal small subunit export from nucleus; protein import into nucleus. Gene Ontology annotation, cellular component: nuclear pore. The record is from RefSeq and is a predicted model, not a curated record. NCBI's taxonomy places the organism in Eukaryota, Metazoa, Arthropoda, Merostomata, Xiphosura, Limulidae.
CUAAGCGCUCUGUAUCUGGUUGGCCGCCAAUAACGUUCGUUGGCUUUGAAUGAGCCGCGCGGGCGACCAAUAUGGCUGCCACAUCGUGGAGCAGUAGUUCGUGUAUUACGAGUGACAUUGCUGAGAAGUUGAAAAAUAAUGUAGAGUUUACCACCAUAGGAUUAGACUCGAAAAGUUAUAUUGCCGUAGAUGAUACUUUGUUAUUAAUUUUGGAUGUAUCUGAACAGUGUAUUAUCAGUAUUAAUACCCGAUUUACUGGUAAAGCCAACGAUGAUAUCAAUCAUUGCAAAGCACAGACACUUAUAUUGACUAAUCCUCCUUGGUUUGAUGUGGAUAUUUUGACACUUAAUGUCACUGGACAGCUUUUGGCUUUAUGGGGUAGACGAGGAGUGGCAGUUGCUGAACUGCCUCGAAGGUGGGGUAAAGGUGGAGUCUUUGAAGGUGGUAAACCUAAAGUGACUUGCAGAUGUUGGCAUAUUGCAGAACAUUUCUUUGUGUGUAAUAAAAGAACAGAAGUUGCUCAUGUAGCCUGGCAUCCAGGAAGUGAGAGUGGUACACACCUUACUGUACUGAGUACAGAUAACUAUUUAAGAAUAUACGAAGCCACUGAUCCACAAACUCCAAUCCAAGCAUACAGUUUAGGCCCAUACAAAUCAAGCUUUUAUCUCAUGUCAUCCUCUCAAGCAUCUUUUUCAACAUCCCUUGGGGAGACUGCAGUGAGCUUUGACUUUGGACCAGCCUUAACAAAUAAUGAAUCGUCAGAGAAUGUUUCACAAGAGAAAAAAAUAUGGCCUGCAUUUGUACUCAAAGGAAAUGGAGAUAUCUAUGUAGUCAGCACGACUUUAAAAAACUCAAGCAGAGUAACGAAUAAAGUACAAGGACCAUUGACUAUGCACCCUCCAGCAGAGGAUAAUUAUGGAGUUGAUGCAUGCUCUGUACUGUGUCUACCUUCUGUACCUCCUGUUUUGGUCAUCGCCAUUAGUUCCAACAUUAUCUAUCACAGUGUGAUUUUAACUUCUGACAGUACAGCAAAAGAUGAUGAACGGUCAGAGCUGUCUUGGACUUCCACUGAUCAGACUAACUCGUUCAGAAAUCCAGAAUUAGGCUUGUAUGUUUAUGAAAGUGUUGAGCUUCCGCUGACACUGACGGAUGUGGACAGCCAAGAGGACUCUUCCUGUCCAAUUCGUCUUCAGAAAGAUCCUACAACGCACAUAAGAUAUCACUGUAGUCACAAUGCUGGUGUUCACUCAGUUGCUUUACCUCUAGUCUACCAACUGGAAAGAUUUGCAGAAAAAGAGGACAGCACAAGCGUUGUUCCUCUCCUGCAGGAGCAGGAGUGUAUAGUGGAACACCUAUUAUGUACCCGACCCCUGCCCAGUAGCCCUUCAGCUCCAGUACUUGGAUUAGCAGUUAUGGCAAGCACAACAGGAGCAUCACUGAUCUGUCUGCUGUCUACUUGGGAAUUUGUGAUCCUGCCUCUUGUGACUUCAUACCAUACCAAUAUUCCAUCUCUGCUGUCUUCUGAGCUAGGAGAAACCAUCCUUUCUCCAUUACAUCGGCUUCAUGGGGAGGGAUUCAAGCAACACAUUUACCAAAUGCUGCAACGAACAACCUCUACUCCACUGCUGAAAUAUGCUCAUCCUUCAGAUGGAACAGAACCAUCCCCUCAGCACUGUUUGGAAGUAUUGGGCCGUACCACACAACACCUCAGAGAAGAUUACAUCCAGCGAUUAGAUGGAGUUCAAGUGAUGAUUGAACGCAGGGUUAGAGCACUUAAAAACCAGAAAGAUCAACAGUUUGUAGAUAUAGAGCAGUGUUUAAAAGAAAAAGAGAUGUUGUGCCAUGAAGCUGAAAGACUGGCAGAAAAAUAUGACGAUACAUAUACACGGCAGCAAGAACUGGUUCUAAGAAUAGAGCAAGUGCUACAGCAGCUCCACAAACGGCUUCCUGUCUUGUCAGAUGCAGAAGUCGGUAUGAAACAAGAACUCCUAUCCUGUGAAGAAAAACUGAAAUGUUUCCAUAAUUCCCUGGAGCACAUCCACAUCAAGCAAAAGUAUCAGGCUGACCAGAUUAUUGCCAGUAAACAUAAAGCAGGCCCUGAGUUUAUGGACAGAGGCUCUUCAGCAGAUGUUGAUCAGUUGCAGCUUAAAAAACUAACAGAGGUGCUAAAGCAGCAAGGGAACUCCAUUGCUGAUCUGAUCAUGAAAAUUAAAAGUUUGAAAAAACAAGUUGGAGUGUAAUUUUUAAAAAUAGAAUAAUUAUUUCUUUUUGAAGAGAAAAUUGUUAAAUUUGUGUCAAAAUAUUAGAUGUAUUUUUAUUAAUUUUUUUUUUUCAGAUAAUUUGUGGAAGAUGAAAUAUGUUUAUCUGUGAAUUAAAAAUAUUCAAAU